AUGAAGUCGACUCUUUUCUUUUCCUUGGUGGCUGGCGUCGCUUUGGCGGCACCAUCGGCAAAGUACGAUGAACGACCGGCUGGAGUCUGUCCAGUUGGUGACGAUCAAGUCUUGAAACUUUUGCGAAAUAUACCCGGUGCAGACAAGUUUUGUGCGGCUUUUCUCCAUGUUCCCGCCAAGACCAUCACCAGCACCAGGACGACUACUCCUGAGCCUGCAACCAUACGUCAAACUAAAACCGUGACGAAGAAUCCGAACACUAAAUGCAGUAAAACGGAAACACUCACGUCAACUAUCACUAGUCAAGUACUCAGCACGAAGACAGACUACGUGACUGAUACUCUCGAUGUGGUCACCGUCACCAAUGUUCAAACAGCCACGGUCACUAACAUCGAGACGGCCGCUGUUACAGACUCUUCAUACUUGACCAUCACGCGUCUUGUGACUGGCUACAUUACCAACACGUUGUUCAACACUAUUACGGAUGUUACUUCUCAAACUUCCACGGACGUAUCUACCAACAUCGUAACAGUCACUGCUUACGCUACUUCCUUUGUUACGGCUACUGUCUCCAACUUUUUCACAGACUUUGCAACGAAUACACAUACCGAUGUUAUCACUAAGAGUGUGACAAAUGUUCAUACAAAGACCAUCACUCUGUCUUUUACGGAUACGGUUACUGCUACUACAACGAAUACAGUGCCAAUGACCACAACACAGACUGUUGAUGCAACAGCCACUGAGACUAAAGCUGUUACUGAUUAUGAAACCGAGUACGAUAGUGUGACUAAUGUGGUCUCGGCAACUGUUACCGAUUACACCACAGCUACUCUCACAACGGUCAAAUCAGAUAUCUCUACAGUCAUUACGACAGCAGUUGUAACUGUUAAACCACCACAGAAACGCGGCGUUCACCAACGACAGCCCGUCGUGAACAACGUCUUGCCAACUCCGCCGGCAUUGAAGACGGUUCCCGUUGGCGCUCUCUCGCGCGCGUGUUCCAAACUGCAUCCUACCGGACCCACGACAACACGUGUGGUUACAAAAACGGCCGCAAGACCAACAGUUACCAAGACGUUGACCACGACAGUCACUGGCCGUAAAGACACUUUCUAUGUCACGAAAUAUGUUACCAAAUAUACAACUAGUGUUACUAGUCUUGUGUCAACCCUUUUCUUUUCACCCACUGCUACUGUCACGGCGACAGACUCGGUUACGGUGCUUGGCACCCUGACAGUUACUCGACCAGAAACGCUUACCGUCACGGAUGACCAGACCACCACAUUGACUGAAGCUGUAACCACUUACAUCACCACCUAUGUUACCUCGGUCGUUGUGGUUGAUAUUACUCAAACCGCUACGCAGACCGAGGAUCGAACUACUGUGGUAACUGACUACAACACCGCCGACAUUACAUCCACCCAGACGGUUGACAUCACUGUUUCGCCGACAGUCACGGAGACAGAAGACGUAACCACAACCGAUACGAGCUCGACCACGGCAACAGCUACACAGGUGAACACGGUUGACGUCACGGAUGUCUCAACCGUUACUCUAACAUCAGUGAAAACCGUCACCAUAACGCAACCGUCAACUCUUUACACCACAAUCACAAGCUCCUUCGAGCAGACCAGCACCAUCCACAAGACGGUGACUGUUGAUGUUACCGUAACAAAAACAGUCUCAGCGACAACCACCACCACCGUCACCGCUACAACCACCCAGGCAGCGCCCACAUGUGGAGUGAACUUGGUCAAAAACGGUGACUUUGAGACCAAAGCUUUAUCCCCAUGGUCCUGGGUCGGCACUAGAAGCGGCAGGAACAGAUUUGUCAGCGGCAACAAGAGCGACUGGGCAAUUGACCUUUAUGUCGAUGGUAAUUCAGGGUCAAGCUCCUCAGUCAUCUCACAGACGAUAUCUACGACCAAUGGAAAGACGUAUACCUUGUCGUUUGACUUCCAGCCUGCAUCCAGCGUCGGCAACUCACAGUUGACCUGCUCUGUCGAUAACUCGAACGGAAACAAAAUCACAGUGAAGGCGAAUGAUGGAAGUUCCAACAAAUUUACCUCGGUUAAUGCUAUUAACUUUGUGGCAAGCUCAUCUUCUACCACGGUUACUUGUCUUUAUGGUGCUUCGGGCAUAUCACACUUUUAUCUGGACAACGUGUUUAUUGCUCAGCGUUGCUAG
Pochonia chlamydosporia 170 is the source of this 2187-nucleotide messenger RNA. RefSeq lists its product as hypothetical. NCBI's taxonomy places the organism in Eukaryota, Fungi, Ascomycota, Sordariomycetes, Hypocreales, Clavicipitaceae. The record is from RefSeq and is a predicted model, not a curated record. The transcript is spliced from 2 exons. The coding region runs from base 1 to 2187 and encodes 728 amino acids.